UGGUACGAGGCGGUCGUGUGCGCGGAACUUUCGUCUUUCUUUUCAAGGCGCUGUCACUAUAGCCAGCGAGAAUCUCAAUCAACGUUAAUUUACAAGUGGACAAAAGAAGUCGAAAAUCGGCGCGCAUUAACGGUUACUGAAUUCGAAAUCGCUAGGCCACUACGUAAGCGGCAACGCAAGCCGCGAUCCGUAAGAUCUGGAGUCGGAGUGGAUCUCUCAGUCCGUGUUUCGGUCUCAAAGUCAUCGGUUGUCGUGUCGCACCGCCUCCGUUUCUCCUCGUUUCUUUUCGAUCCGUGACAACCAGGUGAAAUAAAAAAAAAAAAUAAUAUCAAAUACGAUGGCCAAAUUCAGUGCAAAGAGUGUGCAAUUUUUGAAAAAUCAUUAAGAAAUUCUGUGAAAGGCGAAUCACGCAGAGCCGAGUGCAAUUGAAAGGCUCGCGAAUAAUUUGUUGCCUCAACGAAAGUGCUGGAAAAGUACUCCACACCAAAUAAAUUAGCUAGGAAAGCAUUAUCUUGGAUACGAGGCGAAAUAAUAUAGCAAAAAAUAUCAGUGCCACAAGAUGACUUGCGGCAUAUCAUGUGUCGAUAAGACACUAAACAAAUCGUUUUACCAUUUGGGGAUCUGCAUAGCCAAGCAUCCUGGAUAUUUCAUUAUCAUUCCGGUGCUGCUGACGUUGCUUUGCAUGACGGGCUACCAGCAGCUAAAGUAUCAAAUCGAUCCCGAAUAUCUAUUCUCUCCUAUUGCGGGGGAGGGCAAGACUGAGCGUGCCAUCGUGGAGCAAUACUUUAAAGUGAAUUAUACGCAUCGCUUCAAUGUCGGACGCAUUACGAGACCCGGUCGCUUCGGGCGAGUCAUUGUGAUAACAAAGGAUGGCGACGAAAAUAUGAUAAGACGAGAGGUGUUCCAGGAGCUGCGACAGCUGGAUAAUCUCAUCCAGAAUGCGACCACCACAUACGAUGGGGACACCUAUACCUACAAGGACAACUGUGCCCGCUGGGAGGGCGAGUGUUUUGAGAACGAUAUUCUAAACUUGGAUGCGCUAAUGGAUGAUAUCGAAGCGGGUCAACUGAAUCUCACAUUUCCUUUCAUGUUUAACCCAGUCACGUGGGAUGCUCACUUGUUUCCCGUGUUCUUUGGUGGCACCAAGCUGACUGAGGACAAUCAUGUGAUCAGUGUUCCGGCCAUACAGUUGGUCUAUUUUGUCACCGCCGACACCAAACGACAGGAUGCCAAGGGUGCCGAAUGGGAAGAAACCUUCCUUAGGGUAGUUGGUAACGCAGAGGACUCGGGGCUCUUUAAACACAUCUCGGUCUCGUACUUCGCCUCCCGCACCCUGGACCACGAACUCGAGAAGAAUACGAAGACUGUGGUACCCUAUUUUAGCUCAACUUUUUUGCUCAUGGGUCUGUUUAGCAUAAUCACCUGCAUGAUGGGUGAUGCAGUUCGCUCGAAACCCUUUUUGGGUCUCAUGGGCAAUGUGUCGGCAAUUAUGGCAACUCUGGCAGCUUUUGGCCUGGCCAUGUACUGUGGAAUUGAGUUUAUUGGCAUUAAUCUGGCUGCCCCAUUUCUGAUGAUCGGUAUCGGCAUUGAUGACACUUUUGUAAUGCUAGCGGGUUGGCGCCGCACCAAGGCCAAAAUGCCAGUAGCGGAGCGCAUGGGCCUAAUGAUGUCCGAGGCAGCCGUUUCGAUCACAAUUACCUCGGUCACCGACUUCAUUUCGUUUCUGAUCGGCAUCAUCAGUCCCUUUCGAUCAGUGAGGAUCUUCUGCACGUACUCGGUGUUCGCCGUUUGCUUCACGUUCCUGUGGCACAUCACUUUCUUCGCCGCCUGCAUGGCCAUCUCGGGCUACAGGGAGCGCAAGAAUUUGCAUUCCAUUUUCGGCUGCCGGGUCCAGCCAAUGUCGGUUGCCAUUAAAGAGAAACGCAACUUCCUGUACAAGGCGAUCAUGGCGGGUGGCAUCGACCACAACGAUCCAGACAACCCCAUCGACAACAAGGACCACAUGCUGAUGGCCUUCUUCAAGGACAAACUGGCCGCAGUCAUUAACAACAAGUGGUGCAAGGCGAUCAUCAUAUUGGCCUUUGCCAGCUAUUUGGUUGGCGCCUGCUACGGAAUCACGCAAAUAAAAGAGGGCCUUGAACGGAGGAAGCUUUCCCGGGAAGACUCCUAUUCGGUGGAGUUUUUCGAUCGCGAAGACGACUACUACCGCGAAUUUCCAUACAGAAUGCAGGUCAUCAUUGCUGGGCCACUCAAUUACUCGGAUCCUGUGGUGCAGGAGCAGGUGGAGAACUUGACGAGCACCCUUGAGCACACCUCGUACGUGACCUCCAGGCGCUACACAGAGUCCUGGCUGCGUUCGUUCUUGUCCUUCCUGGAGCGCAACAAUGAGCUGCUCAAUGUGACCAUUGACGACGAACAGAAUUUCAUUGAGGCCGUGAAGGAGCACUGGCUGUUCCCCGGUAAUCCCUUCUCGCUGGAUGUACGCUUCAAUGACGAUGAAACGCAAAUUAUUGCCUCGCGGUUUCUCAUCCAGGCGGUCAACAUCACGGACACUAAUCAUGAAAAGGAAAUGGUGCGGGAUCUGCGACAGAUUUGCAAGGACUCGCCACUGAAUGCCUCGAUCUUCCAUCCCUAUUUCGUGUUCUUUGAUCAAUUUGAGCUGGUGCGACCGGUAUCCCUGCAGGCGAUGGUGAUCGGCGCCAUCAUCAUGAUGAUCAUUUCAUUCGUCUUUAUACCAAAUAUUCUGUGCUCCUUGUGGGUGGCCUUCUCGGUCAUCUCCAUUGAGCUGGGCGUGGCCGGCUAUAUGGCCUUGUGGGACGUUAACUUGGACUCGAUUUCGAUGAUUAACCUGAUCAUGUGUAUUGGCUUCUCGGUGGAUUUCACCGCUCACAUCUGCUACACGUACAUGUCCUCGAAGAAGCGCAGUCCAAAGGCUCGAGUCCGUGAGGCCCUGCACUCCCUUGGUCUGCCGAUUGUCCAGGGCUCCAGUUCAACAAUUCUGGGCAUUGUGGCCCUUUUGCUGGCCCAGAGCUACAUCUUCCUGGUGUUCUUCAAGAUGGUCUUCCUGGUGAUAUUCUUCGGGGCCAUGCAUGGUCUCUUCCUGCUGCCCGUGCUGCUCUCGCUCUUUGGACCUGGUUCCUGUCUCACCUGGACCGGAAAGGAUGACGGCAGCGAUGCCGAAGUGGACGACAGUGUGGAUGAGCGUCAGCUGGAGAAGCCCUUCUCGCAAUCCUACUACAUGCAGUACCCCACCAUGGGCAUCAACGGGCCCUACUGCUCGAAGGGAUUCCUGGGGGCCCCAUAUAAGGCUUACGGCGUGGACGAAAAGGAUCUGGGACUGGGCACCUCUGGCGAGGACUCCUCGGAGAGCAGUUCUAGUCGAUCGCAGCGUCGCCAGCAGCAACAGGUGGCCGCCACCGAGGAGGAAGUUGAGGUGCGGGAAACACCGCGCCGACGGUACGAAGAGGGCUGGCGUCGCUCCUCCUACCAGAAUAUUUAUGGUCAGGGUUCGGCGGCACAGUUCCAGGCCCAACCGGAUCUCUACGGGCAACAGGUUUCGGCGGCCGAAUGGCGCCAGCGCCUGGAUACCCACGAGCAGCAGCAGCGACAGCGACAGCGGCGAGGAGGUCCCUACGAUAACUACCACCAGGACAUGGACAUGGAGAUGGACAUGCAGAGGGCACGACGCAACUCCCACGGGGACAUUAUCGAUCUGCACGGAACGCCAAACUCCUCCAUGGACGAACGUCUACGGCGACAGCCAGAGCCCUUCGGUGCGGGCAGUGGCGAUGACAGCAGCUAUCGCCAUCACCUGGCGAAGGCGAUGCCACCGCCCACAGGUGGUGUGCCCCCGGCAAAGCGCUAUCAUCGACGACGUUCUUCGGAGGACUCAACCAAUCGCCAUCAGCGUUGGCCGGCGAACAUCGAGGAGAGGAGGGCGCGACGCACACACUCGCCAGCCCACAACCGCCCAGAGACUGCCACGCCCAGCUACGCCUACCGCUCCUCAUCGCACCACAAUCUUUACCAGCCAAAUGGGAAAGGGUCAAAGCAUCCACCCACUUACCAGUACGGCGAUUACUACCAGUGAGGAAGGCGAGGGAUGAACUCGUGGUUAUGUGACAGGAAUAUUCCUAAUAUAUAUAAAGUUGGGUGGGUCGACCUCUAAAAGAUUUACUAAAAGGGAGGUAGUAUUUGGACAUUUAGUAGACUUUUGAAUUUCCUUUUUAGCAGGUAACUAUAAUUUUUGUUUUUCAUGUCAAAAGUUUCAUAGAUUACUUUCACAAUGUUUUGGUCGUUAAAUUUUUUUUUUCGACAUCCAAUGCAGUCAACCCAUCCAAUAAAAAAGAGACAUAGAGAGAGAGCAGAGCAAAUUGUCUUGUCAAACAAUAUUUAAGUUAGGCCUUUUUGAAAAGAAAUCCCAACUAUUUCUGUCUUCACUUUUCUUAAGCUUGCCCGGCAUAGAAUAUACACAUUAACGAAUACCCAAAUUGGACAAACCACGCUCACAUUGAUCAAAAGAAUUAUUUUCGGUGUGAGCUCGAAAUUGUUAGUUAUUAAUCCAGGUUCGAUCUAUUUAUCCCAAACAUUUCAUCGAUAAGAGCUCGAGUCAGACAACUUAAGUUACCAUCUACACAUAUACUAUACACCUAGUAACAUGUAUGCUACUUGAGUCAGACUUUGGGUUCCCCCAUAUCAGUGUUUAUUUAAAUUAAUUUAGAUUUAGUGCGAGUGCGUGUAAGAGUCUGUUCAAUCAUGUUUUGUAUAGCAAAAUCAACGCUGAGUAAAUAUUUAAUAACUAUUAACUGUUAAGAAUGGCCACAUCAAGGUCCGAUCAUUUGGGACAAGUUUGUAAAGCGUUUACAAUAUUUUCUAUUGAAUAAAAAUUUUAUAUUUUCCUAGAAACAA
Messenger RNA from Drosophila elegans, 4908 nucleotides. It is a transcript of the gene Ptr, whose product is annotated as patched domain-containing protein 3. Gene Ontology annotation, cellular component: cytoplasmic vesicle membrane; plasma membrane. The record is from RefSeq and is a predicted model, not a curated record. Lineage: Eukaryota; Metazoa; Arthropoda; Insecta; Diptera; Drosophilidae. Bases 560 to 4090 code for a protein of 1176 amino acids. The transcript is spliced from 10 exons.